Daucus carota subsp. sativus is the source of this 1617-nucleotide messenger RNA. RefSeq names its product agamous-like MADS-box protein AGL104. Gene Ontology annotation, molecular function: protein dimerization activity; DNA-binding transcription factor activity, RNA polymerase II-specific; RNA polymerase II cis-regulatory region sequence-specific DNA binding. Bases 338 to 1402 code for a protein of 354 amino acids. Gene Ontology annotation, biological process: positive regulation of transcription by RNA polymerase II. The record is from RefSeq and is a predicted model, not a curated record. Lineage: Eukaryota; Viridiplantae; Streptophyta; Magnoliopsida; Apiales; Apiaceae. The transcript is spliced from 11 exons.
GGUUCACCCCCUCCAAGCUCCCACCCCAGAGCCCCUAGCCCCACCCACCCCAGCCGCACGUAUUAUGUUAACAAACACACACCCUUGUAUCAAAGAAUACUCACCCCCAAGAAAUAAAUACACACCCAACCUCUCUCGUCACCUUCUCUGAUCAGUAGCCGAAUACUGACAAAUUUCUCAUUCUCAUCUCCUCUUCUUCUUCUUCAACCCCCCUUUUCUGCCUUCAUUUCCUCAUACUUUUCACUUCUCUCUCCAUCUAGGCUCUGAAGAAAAGAAGUGAAAAAAUUUUAAAAAAUUAUUAUAAAAAAAAAUAUUGGAAAACAAGUGAGGUGUAGGUAUGGGGAGGGUGAAGCUUCAGAUCAAGAGGAUUGAGAACAACACUAAUAGGCAGGUGACUUACUCAAAAAGGCGGAACGGGCUCAUGAAGAAAGCUUUUGAGAUUUCUGUUCUCUGUGAAGUCGAUGUUGGACUUCUGAUGUUUUCUCCUUCUGGUAGAGUCAGUGUCUUUGCUGGAAACAAUAAAAGUAUCGAACAGAUUAUGACAAGGUUUGUGAAUCUCCCGGAGCAUGAGAAAGGCGUCAUACAAAGCCAGGAGCAUCUCAACAAGCUUAUUGCUAAACUCAAAGAAGAAGUAGCAGAUCAGAACCGCCAAGAGAGCAGCUCAGUGAGCACCGACUCCCAACUUGAGGAUCUGCAGGAAGAGCUUAAAGCAUCUAAAUCUCAGGUGGUCGAUAUGGAGAAGAGACUAAGGAUUUAUGAAGGGGACCUUUCUGAAAUUACAACCUUGGAUGAAGUCCACUAUCGCGAACAUCUGCUCGAGGAGGCAUUAAAACAAGUUCGGAUGAGAAAGGAAAUGUUGGAGGAACACUAUGAAUGUCACAUCUCUCAACCAAGUACUCAGGUUCAACUGCACGGUGCAGAGCAUAUGCAUCUUCAUGGUUUAGCUCCCAGAGAAGCAAACAAUGUGUUUCAGUGGUUCCCUGCACCGAGAGAUCCACAACUGCAGGUUCUCAACUUUCUUGAUUCAAAUGGUCUUCUUCCCCAGCAGAGGGAACCAACUCAUCAUCGCCAAGGGGCUGAUAGAAUGAUGAUGCCACCUUUGAACCUCUUGUCUGGAAACAUGAAUGUGGAGGAACACAUGAGUCGUAGCCACAGGAGCAGUGGACUUCGUGAUCAAGAUGGUGUGAAGAUUGAAUCCACCAACAAUGUUGCUACUAUCAAUCGUGUUCCUCAAGAUCCAUCUUCUUCCGGCUAUGGACAUGGUUUUGAUGUCAACCUUAAUUCACCAUGGGUGAACCAUCAGUUCUAUCAAGCAGGAAAUGAUCAUGCUCUUCCAUCUGAACAGCCAAGGGAGCGCGCUAUUCUGGAGCUUUUCCUUUCUCAGUUACACCCUGAGGCAUAAGAUGAUAAGAUGCAUGCACCAUGUCUCUGGCAUGGGAAGACUAUCUUUAAAGUAGUUCUAUCAUCUAUGUAUGUUACUUGUAAACCUUGGAGUUUUUCUGUUCUUGUCUUGGUGACUGUGUUUGCGACCUUGUGACCUUGUGACGUUGCGACCUUGUGACCUUGUGACUUUGCGACUUUGUGACCUUUGUGUGGAUGUAUGCUUGGAUAAGGUUU